UACGAAAAUACAUAAAUUAAACAUGAAAAAUAUUUGAAUUAAUAAAUAAAAAAAGACAAUUUGCUCUGCUUUCUGACCUCUGUCCUUUGUCUUCCCCCUGUUUUCCUUCAUCUGAAGCUACCUUCCAUUCUCACUCUUCCCCCCCCUCCAAAUAAUGAAUGCAUAUUCCUCUUCCUCACCCAAACGCGCCCUUCACCUCUUCUUUCUCUCUCCUCUGAGCUGAAAACAUGCUAAAAAACCAAGCCUUUUGAAGCUUCAUCAAUGGCGGACACCAGCAACAAAAACCCAGAAGAAAUUGCGAUUCCUAUUUCACCUCUAACAAAUGAGCAAUAUCCUCAAAAGGGUUUGCAGAACAAUGAAUUUGAAGCCAAACCUACAAAUAAUCCCUCCAAAUCUCCAGAAAUUUCCACAUUUAGCUCUAGCCCUAGAAAACCCCCUUUAUAUCCAACCCCAGAAUCACCAUUAAGAAAAAGGAAAUCAUUUAAGGAAAAGACCAGAUUUGGGGAACCCUCAGUUCCUCUUGAUUCACAAACCCUUGAAAAUUUGGGGGGUUCGCCUCGGUUAUUGAACCAAGUUUCUUUCUCAGAGAAGACUCCUAGGGCUGCAGAAGCUUCUGGAAGGAAAGAGAAGGAGAAGGAGAAACAGAAGGAUGUUGGGCCAGAUGAGAAGGAGAUAUACAAGAGGGUUACAGCUCAGCUAGGUGCUAGAAAAAGUUGGAGGAUGACAAUAAAAUUGGUACUCGAGUUGCUUAUUUUCUUGUUGAUUUUAGCUUGUUUGCUCUGCAGUUUAAUUGUUGACAAAUUUAAGGGUAAAUUGUUUUGUGGUUUAGAGGUUUGGAAAUGGUUUGCGCUUUUAAUGGCUGUAUUUUCUGGUAUGUUGGUAACUGGAUGGGUUGUUCAUUGCAUUGUAUUCUUGAUUGAGUGGAAGUUUCUUCUGAAGAAGAAUGUGGUGUAUUUUACUCAUGGUUUGCAGACUAAUGUUGUGGUGUUUAUUUGGAUUGGUGUGGUUCUUGUCACUUGGGUUGUGUUGUUUAAGGUUGAUUCCGAUACUACCCAGAAAAUGACAGCAAAAACGAAGAGGAUACUUGAUUUCAUCACUAUGAGUUUAGUCUCUUUGCUAAUUGGAUCGUGUUUGUGGUUGGUUAAGACUACCUUGAUAAAGAUGUUAGCAUCUUCAUUUCAUUUGAAUAGGUUUUUUGAGAGGAUUCAAGAGGCUGUAUUUCAUCACUAUGUGCUCCAAGCACUCUCGGGCCGUCCUGUGGUUGAGUUGGCCCGGAAACUUAGUAAAGAAGAUAGUCAAGGUACUCAGGUGAGCUUUAGGGAGCAUACGGGAAGCCGUACUCAGAAUAGGGUGGUGGAUUGGGAGAAGAUUCACCAAAUGAAGAAGGAGAAAGUACCUUCUUGGACUAUGAAAUUGUUGGUUGAUGUGAUAUCCAAUUCAGGUUUAUCAACAAUGUCCAGUAUAUUCAAUCAAGAUGUGGUUGAAGGAGGGGUUGAAUUAGAUGAUGAUGAAAUUACAUGCGAGGAGGAGGCUAUAGCAACUGCUGUUAGGAUAUUCUACAAUGUGAUUGGUGAUAAGAUUGAAAUCGAGGAAUUCUACAUUGAUAGAAGUGACCUCCAUAGGUUCAUGAUUUGGGAAGAGGUGGAUCUUGUUUUUCCCUUAUUUGAAGUCGAUGAAAAAAGACAGAUUAAUAUGAGAUCUUUUUCUAAGUGGGUGGUAAAUGUCUACAAAGAUAGGCAGGCACUCAAACAUGCUUUGAAUGACAACAAGACUGCUGUGGAUGAGUUCAACAAGCUAUUGAAUGGACUCUUGGUUAUUAUAAUCAUCGUACUCUGGCUUCUUCUGACAGAAGUUCUUACAACAAAAAUACUUCUCUUCUUCUCUUCUCAGCUUCUGGUGGCGGUUUUUGUAUUCGGGAACACUUGCAAGACCGUUUUUGAAGCAAUUAUAUUUGUUUUUGUUAUGCAUCCAUUUGAUGUUGGGGAUCGCUGUGUCAUUGAUGGAACAUUGAUGGUGGUUGAAGAGAUGAAUAUCUUAACAACAGUAUUCUUGAAAUUGGACAGGGAAAAGAUGUAUUAUCCAAAUGCAGUGUUAGCUACUAAAUCCAUUGGCAACUAUUACAGAAGUCCAGAUCAAGGAGAUAGUUUGGAGUUUGCAAUAGAUUACAGAACACCACUGCCAAAGAUUGAAAAGCUUAAAGACCAAAUAAGGCAGUACGUGGAGCGAACUUCCCACUUUUGGCACCCUGAACACAAUUUGGUUGUUAAAGAGAUAGAGAAUAUAAAUAAGAUAAAAAUGGCACUCUUUUUCACUCAUACAAUGAACUUUCAAGACAUUGUUGAGAAGGGCAAACGGAGAUCUGAAUUUGUGUUGCAAAUGAAGAGCAUAUUUGACGACCUUGAAAUCUCUUACCACCUACUGCCCCAGGAGGUUCAACUUACUAAAAUGGUUCAAAAUUUCUGAUUUAUAAGCCGCAGAGUUCAGUUGGAUAUCUGCAAUCUGCAAGUAGCUAGCAGUUUAUAAAGUCGACUAGUCGAGCCAUGCUAAAUUUAGGUUUUAUUUCCAGGAUUAUGCUCCAUGGGAUGCUUGGUGAAUGUUGCCACGGAAAACCCUGUGUUCGAUUGAGGAAGCUGUUGUUAAGAAACGCAACGCAACGUUGGUGCCUUGGCAACACAUUGUUUAAGGAUGGGUGUCUAAUUUUUGUAACAAAUUCACGGUUCUUGUAACUGUGCUUUCCCCGGUUUUCCCUUUCCGGAUUUUGUUAGGUUGUGCCAUGUGUAAUUGCGUAUAAACUCAAGCUAAUGUAGGGAAUCAGAUGUAAAUUUUGAUGCUAAUCUUAUUUUCUUCUCUUAUGUUUCAUCAAGAAAAAACAAUGAUUCAGUUUGUGUUACUGGUGUGUCAUGUACGUUGGCCAUAAAGAGGCAAAAGUAAAAUCUCAUUAUACUUUUA
Molecule: messenger RNA, 2949 nt
Organism: Spinacia oleracea (spinach)
Lineage: Eukaryota; Viridiplantae; Streptophyta; Magnoliopsida; Caryophyllales; Amaranthaceae
Product: mechanosensitive ion channel protein 10
Exons: 6
Coding region: 262-2463 (733 amino acids)
Biological process (GO): monoatomic anion transport; detection of mechanical stimulus; transmembrane transport
Cellular component (GO): plasma membrane
Molecular function (GO): mechanosensitive monoatomic ion channel activity
Source: RefSeq, a predicted model, not a curated record